This is a messenger RNA of Cynoglossus semilaevis (tongue sole), 904 nucleotides long. RefSeq names its product secretogranin V (gene scg5). Gene Ontology annotation, cellular component: secretory granule. Gene Ontology annotation, biological process: neuropeptide signaling pathway; regulation of hormone secretion. The coding region runs from base 113 to 805 and encodes 230 amino acids. NCBI's taxonomy places the organism in Eukaryota, Metazoa, Chordata, Actinopteri, Pleuronectiformes, Cynoglossidae. The record is from RefSeq and is a predicted model, not a curated record. The transcript is spliced from 6 exons. Gene Ontology annotation, molecular function: enzyme regulator activity.
CUUUGCGACCGAGUGUCUACUUUUAUUUUGACAAGGCGGAAAUCCUCUGUGGCUACAACGACUCCCAGCAUCUCCCAGCAUCAGCACCAAUAUCAUCAUCUCGACGUCGGUAAUGUCGGUUAUGGCCUCAGCGGUGCGGUGGUCGCUGCUCGCCCUCCUCCUGUGGCUGCAGCUCGGAUCAGCUCCGGCCCGCAGCCUCCGCACCGUGGACCAGGUUUCUGAGGCCGACAUCCAGCGACUCCUGCACGGCGUCAUGGAGCAGCUGGGCAUCGCUCGGCCCAGGGUGGAGUAUCCCGCCCACCAGGCCACAAACGUCGUGGGACCACAGAGCAUACAAGGUGGUGCUCACGAAGGGUUGCAGCACUUGGGCCCUUACGGAAACAUCCCAAACAUCGUGGCAGAGCUGACAGGCGACAAUGUUCCCAAAGACUUCAGUGAUGACCACGGAUACCCUGACCCCCCGAACCCCUGUCCUCUGGGAAAAUCUGCAGCUGAUGGUUGUUUGGAAAAAGCUCCAGACACUGCAGAGUUCAGCAAAGAGUUCCAGAAACACCAGCACCUGUUUGACCCCGAGCACGACUAUCCAGCACUGAGCAAAUGGAAUAAGGAGCUUUUGUACCAGAAGUUAAAGGGAGGUCCAAAGAGGAGAAAAAGGAGCACAAAUCCAUAUUUAAUGGGCCAGAGACUGGACAACGUGGUGGCCAAGAAAUCAGUUCCUCACUUCUCUGAGGAGGAGGAAGAGGAGAAAACGACAACGAUGGAAGAAGUACCUGAUGGUUCUGCUGCGGACAAAUCCAGCAGUUAGACACACGGCCAGUGUCGUGACACAGUCCACUGUCAGAGACCAGUCUUAACACUGUUCAGUCAAUUUUAGUUAAGUAGUUCAAAAGUUAAAAAAAAAAAA